AUGUGCAUGCGAGCAGCAUGCAACAUUCUCCGAAUUGGCUGGUACUGGGAUGAUGAAAUGGGAUGUGGGGAAUUCAGGUGGUGUAGCUUCACGAUUCACUGCUAUGGCAGCGGUAUAUUUAUUCUCGUGUUUCCCUCCACUUGCUUUGACUUCCUUAGUCGCACUUUUACGACCACUCUCUUCACCUGCUGUGAUCGAUCAACUUCGCAAUCAUGGGUAAGUUCCCUUUUCAUUGAUCUUGUUCACCUUCAUCUUGACAUUGGUGAUAUUCUUUACUGACAAUUAGCAAUAGUUGCACAAGAAAAUAUCACAGCCGACAUCCAAGGUGCCAUGCUGGGCAGUGACAAUGUUCUGGAUAUGGACCACAAAGGAUCCCUAGUCCACACAGUCUCACGAGAACGUCAUCCCAAUAUCGGAAUAGAGACGGAAGCCGCAAUAGUUCAUGCAGAAGGUCAUGGACACGAUCAUAUCGAUCCGGAUUUAAUUCCUACUGAGGAAGAGAAAAAGACCCUUCGAAAAGUUGCUGGAAAGCUUCCUACUAUCACCUACCUAAUCUGUGCUGUAGAGUUUGCUGAGCGAGCGUCUUACUAGUAUGUACCAUCACCCUGAUCGCGUCAUUUGCAAUUUCAAUUUUAAAUUAGCUAACACAUAAUUCACUUGUAGUGGUUGCAAUGGUCUCUUCAACAACUACGUCAACAGACCCCUUCCCGUCGGCGGUGAUGGGUAUGGUGCACCACCACGUGGAACAGAACAAACUGCGGGAGCCCUAGGUCUCGGCACGGUCAAAGCUACAGCCACAUCUCAAUCAUUCUCUAUGCUUGCAUAUGCACUUCCAUUGUUCUUUGGAUGGCUCGCAGAUACCAAAACCGGUAGAUUCAAGAUCAUUUGCUGGGGUGUAGCAGUAUGUGGUAUUGCUCAUAUUCUCAUGUGUGCAAGUGGUGCUCCUAGUCUGUUGGCGAGUGGAGGUGCCAAGGCUCCUUUCUUUUUGAGUGUUUAUACUUUGUCUAUUGGUGCUGGUAAGUUGCCUAUUCCUCGGAAAAUUGAGCCAUCAUAAUUAACCUUCUGGCAGCUAUGUUCAAACCUAACAUCGCACCAACGCUUCUCGAUCAAAUGCCAAACGCAGUACCCGUCAAGAAGACCCUCGCAUCUGGUGAAGUCGUCAUCGUUGAUCCCGAAUCCACCACCGAACGUGUCAUGCUUUGGUUUUACCUUCUCGUCAAUAUUGGUGGAUUCAUGGGUGUCCCAACUGCAUAUACUGAAAAAUACAUCGGCUGGUGGUUGUCCUUCCUCCUUCCACUUCUCCUCUAUGUUCCUCUUCCAUUCCUCCUUUGGUACAUGCGCAAACGUCUCAUCCUCUACCCACCAGGAGGAUCUGAUCUCGCAAACGUUUGCCGUGUUGUCGGUAUCUGCUUCAAGAGAGGUGGUUUGAGAAAGAUCUUUACUCGUAAGGGAGGAUUCUUCGAACCAGCUAAGCCAUCCAACAUCGCCAAAUCUGGCAACGUUAUUCAAGUGCCAUGGAAUGAUGGAUUUAUCGAAGAUGUAAAGCGAACUUUUGAAGCAGCCGGAAUCUUCUGUUUCUUCCCUAUUCAAAAUAUCAACGAUAACGGUCUCGGUAGCUCUGCUAGUGCCCUUUCCACCAUGUUGACUACACGUGGUGCCCCCAACGAUGUUAUGAACAACUUCAACUCUCUCUCCAUUAUUAUGGUCGCUCCAAUGCUCAACUAUGGUCUCUAUCCUUUCUUGAGAGCCCGCAACAUUCACUAUGGACCAAUCGCUAGAAUGACUACUGGAUUCUUCCUUUCCACUCUCGGAGGCGCCGCCUAUACCGUCCUCAACUACUACGCAUACAAGAUCGGGCCUUGCGGGAAGCAUGGAUCUUCCGAGUCCUGUGUUGAUGCCAAUGGUGUCUCCCUCGUUUCCUCCAUUUCAGUCUGGUACAUGGCCAUCCCUUACGCCAUCGGUGGUAUUUCCGAACUCUUCGUCAACGUUCCUGCCUACGGUAUUGCAUACUCCAGAGCUCCUGCCAACAUGAGAGGUCUCGUAUCUGCUCUUAAUUUAUUCACUCAAGCUAUUGCCUAUGCCCUUGGUCUUGCAUGUGCUGGUGUUAUCAAGGAUCCAUAUCUCACUUGGGAUUUUGGUGCGCCAACUAUCAUCGGUGCCAUUAUGAUGGUUAUUUUCUACUGGCUCUAUAGAGACAUCGAUAAGGAAGAAUAUACACUCAGUCAAAAUGAUGAACAGAUGCAUGUCGCAGAUGCACCAAUCGAUGGACAAAGCACUAGUGAGAAGACAUCUCCACCUUCUUAUGAAGGCGAAAAGCGUGGUAUCAGGGAUACGAAAACUGAGCUUGAAGGAUAGAAAGCGAAAAAGUUUAAUGGUGAUGGCGGAGUAGGGGGUUUUGGUUUUGGGAUUGCGAAUGGUGUGAUGAUGAUUUCUAUGAUACCGUAUGACAGGAUGAUAUUUUGGUUGCGUGAUGGGCUCAGAAAAGCUAGAUGCUAGCGAGCUAUCGCUAGAUAAUUACUUAAU
Messenger RNA from Sclerotinia trifoliorum, 2523 nucleotides. NCBI's taxonomy places the organism in Eukaryota, Fungi, Ascomycota, Leotiomycetes, Helotiales, Sclerotiniaceae. The record is from the annotation of a GenBank genome assembly.